Molecule: messenger RNA, 1669 nt
Organism: Scomber japonicus (chub mackerel)
Lineage: Eukaryota; Metazoa; Chordata; Actinopteri; Scombriformes; Scombridae
Product: CD9 antigen-like
Exons: 8
Coding region: 123-758 (211 amino acids)
Cellular component (GO): membrane
Source: RefSeq, a predicted model, not a curated record
ACGCUUCUUGAUGCACCAGUGCUGAGACCGUGGUGGAGCCUUAUUGUUACUUGUGCGGAGCCAAUACAGCCGUCAGUGCAUUUUGUGGGGAUAAAGGCACAACGUUGAGACAUCCAGCCAAAAUGGGGAAAGUGGAAGGAGGAAUGAAAUGCGUGAAAUACCUUUUGUUCGUCUUCAACUUCAUAUUUUGGUUGAUGGGAUCCUUGGUUCUAGCAGUGGGACUGUGGCUACGUUUUGACCCAGAAACUGUGUCUCUGCUCAGUGGUGACAAAGCUCCAGACACCUUUUUCAUUGGUGUGUAUAUCCUGAUAGGUGCCGGCAGUCUGGUGAUGCUGGUUGGUUUCUUUGGCUGCUGUGGAGCUGUUAGAGAAUCUCAGUGUCUGCUGGGUUCAUUCUUCGCCUGUCUGUUGAUCAUCUUUGGAGCUGAGGUGGCAGCAGGGGUUUUUGGAUUCCUAAACAAAGACAAGAUAAUCGAAGAUGUUCAGAACUUCUACACAACAACCUACAAUGAAAACAAUAAUGGCACAUUGAUCGUCUCAUACCAGAAAGUACUGAACUGUUGUGGAACUCUGGCUAGUCCCUGUCCUGAUACUGAACAAAACAUCAAGGACUGUGAGACAGGCAUCAAGGACUUCUUCAACAGUAAACUCUACAUCAUUGGGUACGUGGGCAUUGGCAUCGCUGGAGUCAUGAUCAUUGGGAUGAUCUUCAGUAUGGUGCUCUGCUGUGCCAUUCGGAACAGCAGGGAGGUCAUCUAAGCUGCCCCUCACCCCUAAUGUACCCAGCCCAGAAAGACUGUGCAGCCUUCAGAUCAGAUGUUAAGAUGUUAAUCGCUGUCAUCAUCUACCAAGGGUACCAGGAAAUAGACCACGUUCAAAAAAUCCUUCCCACUAUGGUGCUCAAACCAGCUCUCCUGGUCUUUCUCUGUUUUUUCUGUAUUUUUUCCUUCCUAUUUAUUUGCUGUCAAAAGCAAAGUAGUAUACUGUACUCUUAGCCAUUCACAUAUCCAGUGAGAACAGUACCUCUAUUUGUGAUGUUGACCCUACAAUCUUACAAAUUGUUUUUCCUCCUGGCCAUUUGGCUACAACUACAAAUUUUAACCCACAUACUGUCACAGUGGUGUCAAUGCUUUUUCACACAGUCUUGACACUGACCCUUUGACUGUGGGAAACUUAAGCCCCAAGAGAGCAAUCUGAGGUGAAAUCAGCUGAGUUUGCUUGUUCGCUGUGCACAAAUGAUCACAUGCACAUGGACGUGAGCAUGACAUACAAGCACAGCAAUGUUAUGCUAUGUGAAACCACAGCCCUAAAAAAGGUUGUCUGGCAUCUCGCAGGGAACCCUGAUUGGUGGAAUUGGAGUCGAGAGGGAAUGUUUCGAGAGCGCAUCCAUCAUGCACACAUCACACACAUAGUACAACGCACACACACUCUGUGAAUUGUGCAAUCAACCCAGAUUGCUCACUACCAGACAAAUCCACAGUUGUGAUAAAGGCACAGCUCAACAUUUAUGGAGAUAUGUUUAUUUGCCAAGAGUUGAAAAGAGGUGAAAAGAUUUGUAGCACUCGCAAUAUCUGCAUGGUGAAUAUGAAACUAUAGCCAACAAUCAGUUAGCUUAGCUUGGCACAAAGACAGGAAAUUGGGGGAAACAGCUAGCCUGGCUCUGAGGAGAG